AUGUCCUCGUACGUGCGGCGGGAUGAGAACCAGGAGAACGUCCAGCCCAGGAAGGCGCCACUCCAGCAGCAAGCCGGGCCGCAGGGAGGCCGCACCGUGCUGGGAGUGCUGCAGGAAAAUCGGGGGCUGCGGGGGGCUCAGGGACGAGGAGGGAAGCUGCAGUCGUUACCGAUUCUUACUGUACGCAAUCAUUUGGGUACCAACGAUGAGAAUUAUGGAAAACUACCUGCUGGUAAAGCUCCUGUCAAGCAGGCUACCUUUGCAAUCCAUGUGGAUGAGCCGGACUGUGCAAACUAUCGGAAGCAGCCAGUUACAAAAAAACCUGUGCAGGAUGAGCACCUGAAACAGCUGAAUAAAGUGGUCAUCUCUCUCGGACAAAGGAAACCUCUGGAACCCAUAGAAAUCCCAGUAGUCCAUACUAGUUAUGAUUCUCCAAUGGAUAUGUCCAUUGUGGAGGAGGAAGAAAAGGUGGUCCGUAGUAAUGAAGUUCCAGAUUAUGCAGAAGAGAUUCACACUUAUCUUAGGGAAAUGGAGAUGAAGUGUAAACCCAAAGCUGGCUACAUGCAGAAGCAGCCCGAUAUAACGAAUAACAUGCGUGCAAUCCUUGUUGACUGGCUAGUUGAAGUUGGUGAAGAAUACAAGCUGCAGAAUGAGACUCUUUAUUUGGCUGUGAACUACAUUGACAGGUUCUUGUCGUCAAUGUCUGUAUUACGGGGAAAGCUUCAACUAGUUGGCACUGCUGCUAUGCUUUUAGCUUCGAAAUUUGAAGAGAUUUAUCCACCUGAAGUAGCCGAAUUUGUUUACAUAACUGAUGACACUUACAACAAGAAACAAGUUCUUAAAAUGGAACAUUUGGUUCUUAAAGUUCUGUCCUUUGACCUUGCUGCUCCAACCAUCCUACAAUACCUCAAUCAGUAUUUCCGGCUCCAUCCAGUGGCUUCUAAAAUGGAAAGCUUGUGCAUGUAUCUGGGCGAGCUCAGCUUAAUAGAUUCAGACCCUUUCCUCCGAUAUUUGCCAUCUGUUGUUGCUGCAUCGGCUUUCGUCAUUGCAAACUUCACAUUAAACGAUGAGACUUGGCCAGACUCCUUGGCCCAGUUCACAAGAUACUCAUUAGAAAGUCUUAAACCUUGCAUCUUGGAUCUGUAUCGCACUUAUCUUUCUGUCUCGACCCACCAACAACAGGCUGUGCGCGAGAAAUACAAAAAUGCAAAGUAUCAUGGUGUAUCAACAGUUGAGCCUCCAGAGUCCCUUUCUAUAUUUUUAUAA
Messenger RNA from Staurois parvus, 1266 nucleotides. NCBI's taxonomy places the organism in Eukaryota, Metazoa, Chordata, Amphibia, Anura, Ranidae. The record is from the annotation of a GenBank genome assembly.